Daldinia decipiens is the source of this 1617-nucleotide messenger RNA. RefSeq lists its product as uncharacterized. The record is from RefSeq and is a predicted model, not a curated record. The transcript has 3 exons. The coding region runs from base 285 to 1193 and encodes 302 amino acids. Lineage: Eukaryota; Fungi; Ascomycota; Sordariomycetes; Xylariales; Hypoxylaceae. Gene Ontology annotation, molecular function: DNA binding, bending.
UACUACGCUUCCACGCUUCCACGCUUCCACGCUUCUACGCUUCCAGCUAUGGACAUAUUUCGUCGCGCCUGUAAUCUGCGCCGUCUUUUGCUCUCUUCGUCAUCUUAUUCUUUUCAACUUCGCCAACUUCACCGUCGGAUGUUUGUUAAACACCACGCAAUAUCAUUUCUAAGAUAUUAGCUGUGAUUCAUUAUCGGAAUAAGAAAUACAUAAUUCAAUUAUCUGGCUCGCAGUCAGAUCCUGAAUUGGUGAAGUCGCUGCGACAACUGUCGCAUUGUAUAAAGAUGGCUCCGCAGAACAUUAACCCUCCCGCUCUACCUCCUACGGUCGAAGAAGCCUAUCGACGUAAAUGUAUCCAACUGAAGGAGCGCACCAAAGAGAUCGAAGAUGAGACAAAGGCCUAUCAGCUGCGACUGAAUCGACUCCAGCGCCAAGUCCAAAAGCUACGUCUCGAGCGCGCAUUCCUCCUCGAGCAGGUCGCUAAGCGCACGAGCACCAACGUAGAGGAUUCUGAAGGCAGCCCCAGUCCUCCGCCGACUCCUAAGGAUAAGCCGCUCCGAACCAAGCGCGGGCAUAGAAAGCCGUCCUUGCUUCCCAUCUCCGAGCCGGGCGCCGGAGGACCUAGCGCCACUUUCAUCAAUCAGAACUUAGCGACGCUCUCGCCGAGCUCCGACGCCUAUUCACACUCUCAGCUCGACCACGGCCGUCUUAACGGUAUUGCUAAGCGACCAAAGCGGCCUAGCAACGCCUUCGAAAUCUACUGCAACGACACCCGACCCGUUCUUCAGGCCCAAAAUAAGGAAAAGAUUGCGGCUGGAGAGUUCCGUCUCGAAGAGGAGCUCGCACGCGGCUGGAAGGACUUAGCAGAAAAAGAAAAAGAGGAGUUCCAAGUCCGAUAUGAGCAGGAGCUGGCCCAGUACAAGGAGGCCGUCGAGGAGUAUAAGCGCGAAACCAAAAACGCUGCGCGUGAGCGCUCGCGCAACAGGGACAGAGACCACUUCGGCAGCAUCUCUAGCAGUAGACGUGGCGGUGGAGGUGGUCGUUCGGCCCGCUUCGAAGAGGUCCAGGAUGAAGAAGGAGACGACGACCAGGAUGUCGAGAUGGCAGAUCCCGGCGACCAUGAGCCUGCGGGCGAUCAGGAUACGGACCCAGAGACCGAGGUUGAUGAGAAUGACGGCGCGGUAGACGAUUAGGGCAGGUACGGCCUUAGACUCAGACCUCUGCCCUCCCACAGAGGGAGACAGUCCCAGGAAGAUAAUCCGAAUAUGAGCCGGCGGGGAAGAACGAGGUCCUCCUACCGCCAGGACCCUUAAAAUUUGGCGUUACGGUAAGGGACUUUGGCUUAGCUUUGGUUUCGAGUGUAGGAUUAGGAUUAGGAUCAGGUAUCAUGCUAGGCCUAGGAGCCAGGAAGUUAAGAUAAUAGCAUUAAUGAAUCAGAGAAAAAGAAGGUACCUAUAAUUUUCAUCUACGGGGACUUUGUAAGGAGUGGUUGGUGAAAUGUGUGAGCUUGUUUUUGUUUCGCUUUCGCGUUCGGGGAGUAGUAGUAAAAUGCAACAUAAACCUGGAAUUGUGACAUUAUUGCGUGGGUACUGGAUUCAAUAUAAGUUGUUUUGUUUA